UGUCAAACUGAAAAAGUGUAAACAAACCGAUUUUUGUUAAAUCUGAACGUAAGGCCAAUUAAUUUUCAAAAAGACGAAUUAAAUUCCACUCGUUGGCAAUCGACACAGAAUGGAUUCAAUUUGUCGACUUUGUUGCACGUAUUACGACGUACCAAAAAUGGAAAAUUUAUUCGCCGGCAAAAACAAACAUCUCCUGGACAAAUUGCAUUAUUUCGCCUGUUUCACAUUCCGUAUCGAUGUGAACGAUGGUUUUCCACCCUACAUUUGCAUUCCCUGCACGGAACUGCUGCAGGCAGCCUAUGAAUUCAAGAUGAUAUGCGAAUCGGCAGAGGCUAAUUUUUGGGCGCUGAGUCAAUCGAACAUUACAAUGCAGACGGAGGUCAAAUAUCAAAUUGAAUUAGAGGAUUGUGAACGAGAUUGUACGUUGAAGGAUUUGGAAGUGGAAUUUGAUUCCAACGCAACGGGAAAAACCACGACAAACGGCGACAAUGAAUUCGAAGUCUUAUUCACAGACGGCUCAGAUGACAGCGGUGAGGAAAAGCCGAACAAAUCGGAUCUCAACAUUCACACGAAUGUCAUCGGAACAAAUCAAUCGGCAAUUCCAAUUCACAUUGAAAUGCGUAAAAUAUGCACAAAAGCUACCGGUUCGACGUGUGACACUUGUGGCGAAUUAUUUCGCCGUAAACGAGAUCUAAAACGACACAUAAAAGAAGCGCACCAGUCGAAGAUCGUACGCGAGAAAUCAUGGAUUUGUGAGAGUUGCGGGAAAAACUUCUGCUCACAAUUCGCCCUGAAAUAUCACAUUAGUGGCACGCACGUCGACACUGUCGAUAAGAACUAUUCGUGCGAUCUGUGCGACUUUAAAUGUCGUCAAGCCCGAUACUUAGUGUCGCACACUCUAAAACAUACCGGUGCCAAGCCACACAGAUGCAAGGAAUGCGGUCAAGCGUUCGGAUUCCAGGGAAGUCUGAAUCGUCACAUACAAGCGGUGCAUCGAAAUGCAAAACCACAUCAGUGCACAAUCUGCGACCGUUACUUCAAAAAUAAGGUCCAGCUCAGGGAGCAUGGGAACUUUCAUUCUGACCAAUCGCACGAAUGUCCGCAAUGCUCUAAAACGUAUCGCUACAAAAAUAAUCUGCGAAGACACCUGAGACAGUCCCAUCGAAGUGUUACGCAUUCACCGGAGAGCUAGCUUGUCGGGUAAAAAUUUGGGAAUUCUUGUGCAUGAUUUCAGAAAAAUAAAAGUGAAAUUCGCAAC
This is a messenger RNA of Bradysia coprophila, 1258 nucleotides long. RefSeq lists its product as uncharacterized. Lineage: Eukaryota; Metazoa; Arthropoda; Insecta; Diptera; Sciaridae. Gene Ontology annotation, cellular component: nucleus. Gene Ontology annotation, molecular function: zinc ion binding. The record is from RefSeq and is a predicted model, not a curated record.